AGAAGUUGUCAUUACUUUUGUGGAUCAGUCAAUAUUGCAACAGAAGACUGUCCAACUCUCUAGAAACAUGAAAAAUGUCUUGUUCCCAACUCCAUGACGCAUUUAUAUUGUUGUACUAAAGAUUACUCACAUCCGCUUUUUCACCAGUCCGGGCAUUGACACAGUUAACUACGGUUAAAUUGGACUUUCAUCAAAUUCGCACAAUGACUUGUUUUUCCUCGCGUCUUCGUUGCAGUUUGCUGUUCUUGGUGUUGUUUGUGGCGAGUCAAGCUUUAGCUAAGCCAGGAAAUAACGCUAAUAGCACUCCAGUCAGUUCUACAGCCACAAAGCAUUGUAACGUAAACGUCUACAACGGCUGCUGUGCAGGGCCAAACAAGAAGAUUGAAACGAUUCUUCAAGAAAUGAAGAAACAACUCACUCAACUGCAAGAUGACAUCGACAUCCUCAAAGGAAAUAAGACGGCUGUGAAGGGCAAGAACUGUGCUGAGCUGUACAAAUCCGGUAAAAGAACCAGCGGUGUUUAUACAAUCGACUCUGAUGGUUCAGGUGCCUUUGAUGUGUUCUGUGACCAAACAACAGCUGGUGGGGGUUGGACUGUUUUUCAGAAGAGACUGAAUGGCUCCGUUAACUUCUACCGUGGCUGGGCCGACUACAAGAAUGGUUUCGGUAACCUGAAUGGCGAGUUUUGGCUGGGACUAGACAAGAUACAUCGCCUGACGAACACAAAGAACAGACUUCGAGUAGAUCUGGAAGACACGACAGGCAAAACUACUUACGCCGAGUACGACAUGUUUGCAGUUACGAGCGAGAGGACUAAGUACCAGCUGAGUCUUGGAACUUACUCAGGAACUGCUGGUGAUUCUCUUUCUGGUCAUCGUGGUUAUCCCUUUACCACCAAAGAUCAGGAUAAUGACAGCUGGAGUAUUAACUGUGUUGUGAAGUAUAAAGGAGGCUGGUGGUACACUAACUGUCAUCCCUCCAACCUGAACGGUCUGUAACUAUCAUCAUGGACAACACUCAUCGGUCGGUGAUGGCGUCAACUGGUAUCACUGGAGAGGAUAUCACUACUCCGCUAAGAGAGCCGAGAUGAAAAUCAGACCAGUGCACUUUUAAGGACUUUCCGUAGUUUUCUCGUUUACCUGCUGACCCACGUAGAUCAGUGAUUGAAAAAGGAAUGUUUAAGGCUGGCUGAUUAAAAAACUAAAAAAUAAGUUUCGUCCGACUAUUCAUUAUGCAUUACGUACUUAUACCAUACUCUACAAAUAUGGUAAGACUAGGCGUGAUUUUGGGGGACUUUUUAUUUUUAUUUUAUUUUAGUUUUUAUUUUGGGGGGCGUUUUCCUUAAAACAAUUCUUCCACUCGCGCUUGUUGAAUGUGAGAUGAUUAUAGCCAGCGCCUCGUUGGCUAUCUACCAUCUCAUAUCCAACGCGCGCUCGUGGGAAUAAUUGUUAAUUAACAGCAAAACCAUUCUGUACAAGGGUAGCUCCACGAAAUGGUGGUAAUUAGGGCUAUGCAACUCUUGAAACUUAAUAUAACGCAGUGCGUGGGGGAUUGUGGAAAGCGCCAGAAAAAAAGAGUCCAUUGCGGACGUCGAUGAAUAAUGUUUUAGGCAGGAUUCUACUUUUCGGGUUCAUCAAUACGCAUGCUUUGCAAUCAUCGAUUGUACUAACUGAUUUUACUCACUUUUCUUUCAUUUGUAGUUUUAAGAACUCGCUGUGUUUUAAAGUACCGUAGAUCCUCGAAUUAGCGCCCGGGGCGCUUAUUUCAAAUUUAGGAGAAGACGGGGGGCGCUUAUUCGAUGGGG
This is a messenger RNA of Orbicella faveolata, 1804 nucleotides long. RefSeq names its product microfibril-associated glycoprotein 4-like. Lineage: Eukaryota; Metazoa; Cnidaria; Anthozoa; Scleractinia; Merulinidae. The record is from RefSeq and is a predicted model, not a curated record.